Cryphonectria parasitica EP155 is the source of this 2322-nucleotide messenger RNA. Its product is annotated as Het-C-domain-containing protein. The transcript has 7 exons. The record is from RefSeq and is a predicted model, not a curated record. The annotation marks the transcript as partial. Lineage: Eukaryota; Fungi; Ascomycota; Sordariomycetes; Diaporthales; Cryphonectriaceae.
CAAGCAACCAAUCGACACAGGAGAACAAGCCCGAUUCCCACCAUGUCCUCGUUCAAGAUGACGCCCUUGCUAUGGGGCUUCAUUCUACUCUUCCUCUUUGCCAGACCUGCCCAUGCCUUUGGAGCUGGUAACAUUGCGGGUAUAUCCAAGGUCGAAGGACAGAACUGGCGCCAUGGUGACAUCGAGGAUACUCUGCUAAAGAUCUUGAUGGCCCGAUCUGUGGGCGGCAAGAAGUUUGAUAAGCUCAUGGUCUCUCGUACCUACUUCGGCAACUGGCUCCGAGAUUACUCCCAGGCCAUCGACGUGGGCACCGUCAAGUCUGUUUCCGCCGAGGCCAUCCGUCUCCUGCUCUGCAUUCUCGGCUUCUUGACCUUCGGUUUUGGCUCGCGCGAGUUCGAGGUCACGGCUGAACGCCUGGGCUGCUACCGGCCUGAAGAUCAUAUCGACAACCCCAAGAACUACGCGGAUAAUCUAGAUGCCCGCCAGUAUGAUCGUCGCCUGCGCGGUCCGGUUGAUGAGCGGGUCGAGCUGGCCAUUGAUCCAGAGACGGGCAUGAAGAAUUACAUUGCGAAUGAGCGUGCCAACAUCAUGACCAGCGCCCUGCACGUCAGACGUCUGUUCACCAAGUGUAUUCAGCUGGGACGACAGUAUUCUCGCGGGCACAGGAAGGAGGACUUGUACGAAGCCCUUCGCCUGAUGGGCACUGGCCUUCACUGUCUGGAAGACUUUCUGGCGCACAGCAACUACUGUGAGCUUGCUCUCAUCGAGAUGGGAGAGCACGACGUGUUCCCUCACGUGGGCCGCAACACCCGCAUGCGCCUCCGCGGUGCGCGCAGCGAAGUCUACCCCUGCGUGACCGGGACUUUUGGCGGCGUAGACUUCCUGCAUUCCGUGACGGGCGAGGUCUCCGAUAAGCUGACACAGAACGAGAUCGACGAGCUCGAGGGCACGCUGCAGCAGAGCUCGAAUAGCGACACCAGCAUGCUGCGCAACCUGCUCGACAUGAUCCCCAGUGGCCUCUUCGGAGGCGACGAUAAGAAGGACAAGAUGGAAGAGCUCCAGAACAACGCCAACGCGGCUCAGAUGCAGAACACGACCAUCUCGCCCCGCGAGCCCGAGGAGUACACGCUCUACAUCAAGAACAUCUUCAAGCAAAUCAUGCCUGCUAUUGAGUUCCAUGACGAGAUCAUCCAGAAGAUCUCCGAGGAGAUCGAGAAGAUACCUAUAUUGCCCAAGAUGAUCGAGCAGCUUGAGGACCAGCUCUCCGUGUUCGUCUUCUCGCUCAUUGCGCCUUUCAUUGUCCCUGUGAUCAACCAGAUCAAGAACGAGCUGCGCACCGGCUCUGAGGAGAUCAUCCAGAGCAGCCAGAACGAGCAGCUUAUCGUGUUCAACGAUGAUCACUGCAGUGACCCUACGCACUCUAUGCUCUCCAAGGACCACUUCUCCAACAUACUCAACGAAGUCGCCGGCCGGACAGCGUCUCAGGUCGUGGCGUGGGUUGUUCCUCAGCUCAUGCAAGCUUGGGAUGACACCAGCAUCGACCCUGACCGACUGUGCAGUCGUGUCAUUCACGGCGUCAUGCACCACCCAGCGCAGCGUGACCAAGGCGACGACGGCGCACGAGAUGGCCGGGCGAUUAUGUUCCGCUCCGUAGAGGAGUGGUGGAAAUCCAUGGACCGCUCUCAGCAGGCCGAUUACCGGCGCAAGCUGAGCCGCGAUGGUGUCAGACGCGAUGAGAACCACAAGGAGGGAGUGCAGGACACAGGCCACGGCCACGGGUGCAGUGGCAAGCUGGGCAUGCACAAGCAGUUCGGUUCGGACGGGCCGCAGACCAUGGAGGACAAGAUCGCGAACCAAGCCGCUGGCGCCAUCAUCGGCGGCUUGACAGGCGGGCUCUCCAGCAUCAUCUCCGAGUCCACGGGCGGGAAAAUCAACCUACCCACCUCUGAACGCCCAACCCAAGGCGGCGGUCUUCUCGGAGCUGCGUCGUCGCUGCUGUCUGGAGCGUUCUCCGGUGGCGAGACCGAUACGUUCGAGUCGCGCCCGCACCGUGACACGGACGGCGGUAUCACCCAGACGAUCGAGCAGUACGGCCGUAGUGCGGACGGACGCCGCUUCGAGCAGGCUGAGCUCAUCGAGACACGCUACGACGACGGCAGGGAGCGUAGGGAGUUCCAGCGGUUCGAGCAGCGCGAAGACGGCCGCGGCCGCGAGGAGGGCUACGGUUUUGAGGAGACAGAAGAGCGACGCGGCGGGGGCCGGUUCCAGGUCACGGAGGAGAGGAGCUGGGAGGGAGGUAACAGCUUCGAAAGACGGGAGGAA